Molecule: messenger RNA, 1196 nt
Organism: Strongylocentrotus purpuratus (purple sea urchin)
Lineage: Eukaryota; Metazoa; Echinodermata; Echinoidea; Camarodonta; Strongylocentrotidae
Product: agrin-like
Exons: 6
Coding region: 408-1196 (262 amino acids)
Biological process (GO): multicellular organism development; cell differentiation
Molecular function (GO): protein binding
Source: RefSeq, a predicted model, not a curated record
UGCAACAUCCCAUCAAACCUUGCCAAAAAGGAAAACUUGAACUUACACAAUUGAAGUUAAAUCGCUAACAUCGAUUGAGAUGUGUAGGGCUGAGGACAUAUCCUAAUGUAACUACUUUGAGAUUUCCACCAGCUAAGUGCCUUGCUUUGAAUUGUUCGUCUAGCCUACGAAGGUGAUAAUCAACAUCUAUAUCCAGGGUUAUUCCUCCUUUGGGUGCCGUCAUCAUUCAGCAGCGAAACGUACAAGAUUCAAAUCAUCUUGGACGUCCCCUAGUUUUUGUUAAAGGACAACAUCGGUUACGCGUGGGACUAGGAGGUUUAGUUCAAGAACCUGACGCAAGAAAGAAGCUGUAAAUCCGACACUAUAAGAGAAAAUAAACACCAUCUUCGACCAACUUCGAAAGCACCAUGAUAAGACUUGGCCUUCUCUUAGUUUGUCUGUUCGUGUACCAUCAAGAUGUGAUGGGGCAAAGUGAUUGUCGCCGAAUAAGACGACGCUGUCCGUACAGUACUCGACGUAGCCCGGUUUGUGAUACCAACGGUCGAACAUGGAAUAGUCACUGCGCCCUCUUGCGAGCACAAUGUAAUGAUCCCUACCUCUACGUACAGUUGGCAUACUCAGGAAAAUGUAUAGACCAACAAAUGAGACGGAGACAACCAAUUUACCAAGGUUCGGCUGCUUCUGCAACAAGUAGCAGUGAGGAGAGUGCCGAAAUGAUUGGUCCUACAGUACCCGCCAUUGGACGAACUACAAUAAAACCAGCAAAUAACCCUACCCUUGCACCUGACGGUGUCAUGCCUUACCCAUGUCCUCUGCAGUGUGCCCCGAGCACCAAACAGGUCUGCGGCAGCGACGGCUACACCUACGACUCCGUGUGUCAUAUGAGGAUGGAAGCAUGUCGUACACGAGAUCGUUCCCUGAUCGUCAACUACAGCGGGCCCUGUCAAUGCCCAGAUGUGUGUCCGAUGGUGUACGAGCCUGUCUGUGCUGUGAGCAGGAGACUUGGGUUCCCGAGAGAAAGGACGUUCACGUCUGUAUGUGAGAUGCAAAAGGACGCUUGUAGACACAGUGAUAGGUCAAUGACGAUGUCAUAUCAAGGGGAAUGUUUAACUGCAUUGCAAGGUACACAUUCAAAAGACAAUGCAACUUUCCGUGUGACACGCUCUAUGAGCCUGUGUGCAGUACCAAGAACGUGA